AUGAAUGAGGUUAAAAAUAGGAACAGACCUGGUAGUCACUUCAAUAAGCUUGGGUGGGGAAACAUAGAGAAGAAGAUUAAGGAACAAACAAGAAAAUCUUUUGACAAGAAGCAACUUAAAAACAAAUGGGACAUUAUGAAGAAAGAAUGGAAGUUGUAUGAUCGUUUAAUGAGGAUUGAAUCUGGCAUUGGAUGGGAUCCCGUGAGAAAGACAAUUGUUGAAUCACCAGUAGCCAUUAACACACAUGGAGAUAAAGAUCUUGCCAAGUUUAGGGACUUAAAUUUGGAGAUUUAUCAAGUUUAUUAUGAGCCUUUAUUUCGGGAUUUCGUUGCCGUUGGAGAUAAGACUAAGGCUCCCGUUGAAUGUCAAAACAAUAGCGGUCCAACUAAUGUUGAAGAUGAAGAAGAUCAUGAAGGGAAAGGAGAUAGUGAUGAAGUGAAUUUAGGCGACAAUGAUAAACAUCUUUUCCCUCAAAGUAGUUCGAGUAAAAGGAAGAAGUCGAAUAUUGUUGCUCCUACCCAUUCAACCAAGAGAAAAUCUUUCGUAACUUCCUCAUUGAGGAUAAACUAG
This is a messenger RNA of Cynara cardunculus var. scolymus (artichoke), 570 nucleotides long. RefSeq lists its product as uncharacterized. The record is from RefSeq and is a predicted model, not a curated record. The transcript has 2 exons. Bases 1 to 570 code for a protein of 189 amino acids. Lineage: Eukaryota; Viridiplantae; Streptophyta; Magnoliopsida; Asterales; Asteraceae.